AGAAACUUGACCAGCUUCAGGUUCCUCAUCCACACACUCACUGUAACAGAGUAGAGUUCCCCGCGCAUGAGGCAGUCCGCUGGCUCAGUUUCUGGCACGCUGCGCGUCUCCUCUCACCCUCUUGUUCCAGUGCUAAUUUAAGACAGCGCUUUGAACCUCGUGCCGCACUGGAGUUUGGAAUGACUGAGUAGCUGCGCGCUGAAGAUUCUGCUCAGAGUUCAGUUCGUUUGUUCCGUUGUUGCCUCCCAUUGCAGCCAAAAAUUUAAUCUGUAGGUUUUUAUUUGAUUACUUUAAAUAUCAGUUCCACUUAUUUCUUACCUGGAUCUAAAGCAUGGAUUCAAUGGUGGAUUCGAGCGGGCUGAGCAAGGCAGAAAGUCGUUGCGCGCCCCGGUCCCGGUUCCCGCGGUGCCCGGUUGGCUUUACCUCCGCGGUGUGUCUCGUGCUGUCCCUGAGCUCCGUGUCGGUGUGCCUGAUGAUGAGCCUCAAGACUCACCAGCUGGAGAACCGUCUGAGCGCACUGGAAACGGAGAAAACCUCCGUCUUUCAUCCACCGGAGAGCGCUUUUUUGCGCGAGGAUGGGACAGUCAUACCGGCGCUGAGGGACUCCGUUGAGAUGCUCCUUCAGGAGAGACUGAAUGAGAUCAUUCCAAAGCUGCGCUCAGCGAGGGAUGUGGCCCAAGAGUGCUCCUGCCCACCAG
Molecule: messenger RNA, 698 nt
Organism: Osmerus eperlanus (European smelt)
Lineage: Eukaryota; Metazoa; Chordata; Actinopteri; Osmeriformes; Osmeridae
Product: collagen alpha-1(XXIII) chain-like
Exons: 2
Source: RefSeq, a predicted model, not a curated record